Messenger RNA from Aspergillus ochraceoroseus IBT 24754, 1022 nucleotides. RefSeq lists its product as uncharacterized. Lineage: Eukaryota; Fungi; Ascomycota; Eurotiomycetes; Eurotiales; Aspergillaceae. The record is from RefSeq and is a predicted model, not a curated record. The transcript has a single exon. The coding region runs from base 165 to 1022 and encodes 285 amino acids.
AACAACUUACUCCCAAAACCUUCUGUUUCAAUCCUCAAAAAUCAAGACCCCUCAUAAAGCUAUCUUCCUUUCAUCACAAAUCAUCCAAAAAAACAGGGCUUACCCUCCAAAAUACCAAAAAACAUCUAUUCAACCCAACUGGAAAUCACCGCCAACCCCCCAAAAUGGAACCAUGGAUAGGCAACCCCAAAACAGCAACAGACACCAACUCCCUCGUCGAUGAAGAAGAAGUGAUUUUCGAUCUCGAUGAAGUUGCUCUGUCUCAAAUCCCCAUCCACCUGCAGAAUAACAUGCGCGAGAUUCAAGCCGAGCGAGCUCAAAGACUACAGAAAGAAAAGGGCUGUUUCACUCGACGCAGGAAUGCAUUGGCUCCCGCGAACUCAAAAGCAAGCACACUUCCCGCCACAGAUGCAAACUACAAGAACACACACACAGACAGUUGGUUCCAGAAGAAGGUGACUAUAGAUUCGACUAGGGGGUUGUGUGGUGCAAGGUACGCGAAUGGGCAGGAGGAACAUGGAGGCGCACGCUCUCGUCCAGAGCAUAUGACUUGGUGUCCGCGGAGAAAUCGAUGGGUGUCGGCCUCGCGCUCGAACUCGAGCUCGGCUUUGGCUUUGGCCCCGGCUUUGGGCUCAGUGGCUUGCAUACAGCAGGGGCAGGUGGGUAAAAGUAGAGGAGGAAAUGACUGUGCGCAAGCUUACUGCUACAAUUGCAACGACGGGUUGAGGGACUUCGGGUGUGUUGAUAAGGAGAGAGUCGACGGUUUGAGUGGCGGCGCAGCUACAGUUGGAGGGUAUGUUGCUGCAUGUCGCAAGAGGAAUCAAUACAUGCUGGAUCCGAAAUGUGCUGGGCAGGGAUACUACGUGUAUGAAGCCCGGGCCUGUGAGAACUGGGAUUGGCAGCAAGACGGACAGGAACAGGUGAAUUGGCCGCCUUCUAGGAACGGCUCAUCAAUCAUGCAGAACAUGUGUGGUCAUGUACGCAGAAAGCUGCAGUGGGUGGGCAGGUUCAUGAAGGUGUGA